AUGGAUGAAAAUGAUGAAAAUUUAGUUGUUAAUAAUUCUGUCAAACAGAUAAGGAAAUUUUUGAAUAAUAAGAAAUGCCAAGAAGCAAUUGGACAUUUACUUGAAAUCAGUAAAAGUGAAGUUUUGGAUCAAUGUUCUUGGGAAUUAGUUCCUGCUGUUGUCGAGUUUUUAAAUGAAAAUAAUUAUUUGAGUAAUCGUGAUGUGUUUAACACUUGUGAAAAAAUUCUGGAAAUAGUCGCCGACAAUUGCAAUGCUAAUGAAACAGUUUUGUUAUUUUUAGAACAAGUUGAAGAUCUUGAAAAUGACAUUAGAUUUUGUGGUUUGUUAAAGCCAUUGGCAAAAUCUCUGGAUAAAGCUAAUCUUGAUAAAGUCAUUGAAUGGGUUGUCAGUACAAUCAUAGCGUACUGUGAAAAUUUGCCAUCACCGGAUAAUGUUAAAUUAGAGGAAUUCAAUGACAAUGGGUUCAAGGAGGAUAAAGAUCCAGUAAGCGAAAGACUCACUUCAACAUAUCAAUCAAUUUUAUCUUUUUCAGAACAUGUUAUCAACAGAAUCAUCAGUUUAAAGUCAAAUCACAUAAAACUAUCAAUGCAACUGCUUAACUUGUAUCUGAGUCUCUUUGGAAAAUCUUUUUCUAAUUUAAAUAUUAAUAAAGGUGAAGCAUAUUGUAUGUUUGAAUCGUCAAUUAUUCAGAUGAGUCGACUAACUGGUGACUUAUUGAAAUUUUUAAAAUUUAUCGAAGAGCGUAACAAUGAACAAAUAACAAAAAAUAUUGAAGAACGGAAAAUAGAUUUGGAUAAUAUUCAAAGUCUUGAAAAUCAAUUGUUCCAAGUUGAGAUAAAUGAUUUAGCAUACGCAAAUUUUUAUUUCAUACUUAUGACUUCAGAGAAACUUAACUAUUUGAUUCCGAAAGUUUAUCAUCCACAUUAUCUGAUGAAUAUACUUUUCUAUCUUGGUAAUUGUUUAUUGAAACAACCAGAAUAUAUUUUAGUAUCAAAAGGAUUAAAGCUUAUUGAUAAUACUUUAAAAAAGAUUGAUAUUGAAUCUAUCUCGUACAAAUCUACAGAAUUGACAAUACAUCAUGAUUUACUUUCGAGUUUAUCACAAAUAAUGAUUUUCUGUGACUCGGUGCCUGAACGAAAAAUGGCUUUAAAUAUUUUUCGUCAACACAUUAAACUUUUUUCCAUGAAAGGACGAUAUUUAUUGAUAAUUCAUUUAUAUGAAACAAGCAAGAAUUCUGGUUUACGUGCUUUAAUAAUAAGUAUUUUAAAAGAAUUAAUAAUUACAUCGUUGGAUACUAAAUUACCAUGUGAAUACUUUAUUGGUGAUAAAUUAGCAGCAAUUUUACAACGUAUUUGUAAACUUCCAAAUGAAAGUAAAUCUGAUUUAGUAGAAAUUUCUGAUGAAAUAAUAACCACCUUGAAUUUAUUAAGAUUUUUAAUUUUGAGGGAUAAAAAUAACAUUACGAACAUAUGGACGGUAUUAAAAAGUAUAGAAAUUAAUUAUCUAGAACCAUUGAGAAAAGGAAUUGAACUUUCACGCGCUCAUUGGGAGAUGAAAAUUCGUGACCUUGAAAAUGAAAAAAAAAUGCUUGGAAAUCAAAAGGAUGAGAUACUAACCGAUAUUAAUGUGAUGGUAGGAGGUGAAAAUUUACCGAAGAUGCCUGUGGAAGAAACAAUCAAAUUUUGUCGCAGUGCUUUGAAUACUCUUGAUAUGAUUGAAUGCAUUUUAACUCGAAUUAACGAAUGUACCCGGAGUUUAUGGACUUCAAGAUUAUUGUUAGCAUCUCAUUUACCGGUCGUUGAAGGAUCAAAAAAAGAUGGAUUUAAAUUUGAGAGUGAAGAAGAGUAUGAGAAGAAUAUAAAAAUAAAAAUUUUAUCCGCAUCGUUGCCAUUUGUCAACGAAUAUGGGUGGAGUCGACAAACGAUUAGUGCUGGGGCGGAAGCUAUAGGGUAUCCUGGAGUAGCUCAUGGGAUGUUUCCGAAAGGUGGAAUAGAAUUAAUUCAAUACUUUUACGCAAAUUGUAAUGCUGAGUUGAAUAAAAUUCUAAAAUCCGAAGCAUUGGCGAUCGAAGAGAAUCCUGCUAAAAAAAAAAAACCACCAGAAGUUUUUGUAAAAGAAGCUUUGGAGAAACGCUUGAAAAUGAUGAUUCCAUAUAAAUCAACCUGGCCUCAAGCAAUUACUUUAAUGACACUUCCACCCAAUGUUCCUAAUGCAUUAGCUAAUAUUCUCACUUUGAUAGAUGAUAUAUGUUACUAUGCGGGUGAUAGAUCCGUUGAUUUCAAUUGGUACACUAGGAGGAUUGUUCUUGCUGGAAUCUAUAAAACAACAGAGCUUUUUUUACUUCAAGAUAGCAGUGAAAAUAAUCAACAAACAUGGGAGUUUUUAGAACGACGAAUACAAGAUGCUUAUCAAAUUUACAGUUUAUUAAAUGUAGCUUCUGAUUUGCCACCACCUGAUCGAGUUAUUAAUCGCGCCACUGAAGCAACAACUGCUGUUUUCGUAACGAAAUUUUUAGAAGACUGUCCGAAAGAAAAGUAG
This is a messenger RNA of Cotesia congregata, 2538 nucleotides long. The record is from the annotation of a GenBank genome assembly. NCBI's taxonomy places the organism in Eukaryota, Metazoa, Arthropoda, Insecta, Hymenoptera, Braconidae.